UCCUCCUUUCUUUCUCUCCCUCAUUCCGCAGAUGGCCGACGAAUGGGAGACGCCCUCGCGCAGAACGCUAGACUUCCUCGCCGGUAGCGGUGGCAGUAGUAGCCGAUCCAGUUCUCCAAACUCCAGCCUCCAGCACAUCCCGGCGUACAAUUAUUUCGACAGUGCCACCCAGCAGCAGCUGCAGCACUAUCAACCGUACCCCUACGCUGCUGCUAGCAAUAAGAAAUUCACCAGCACCAGUGCCACCAAAGCAGCGGACCACCGGAACCGCCGCCACAAGAUGUUGGAGCGGGCCGCCUAUGCCAACCGUAGCUUUAUGCAUCACAACGAGUACGAUCUGUAUCCGUACCAGGAGAAGCACCAGCAUCAGCCAACAGUAUUUCCACGGGGCGGCGCCGGAUAUGGGGGUGGGUUCGUGUUCCCAUCAUCGCACUACCCGGUCGAUCCAGUGCCGGACCACCGCAGCAGGAACGAUCGACGACGCCACAGCAUGCACCAUAUCGCCCAGCUGAGCGCGUUGAAGAUGGACGACUUGAAGCAACGGUUCGAUGAGUACAGUUCGUCGGCGGCCGUCGGCAGAGGCGGAGGUGGCGAGGGUGUUGCUGCUAACAGUGGAGGUGUGGGUAGAAGUAGACGUUCGAGCCCGCGCCAACAGCAGCCCAGUAGUGGGGGAAGGCUUGGCUACAGCGGCAGCAAAAGUUUGGACACCUACGAACGGACGUCACCAACUGAGAACGCAGGCAGCGGCGGCAACGGCGGUAGCAGACUGAAGGGAACCAGUGCGAAAACACCAAAACGUGGAUCAAGGUCGUCGCAAGGAUCGACGGACAGUAGUCAUAGUUCUCAUAGCGCUUCAUCCGGCUCGCUACUGCUGACGGUAGCGAACUUGGAAAACUUUGCUAAAAUCCACAAGAAGCAGGAGUCCAGCUACGGCACCAGCAAGGCCAUGGAGGAGUACCUGUCGUCGACGGUGGGGAUCGUCCCGGCGGCCGCCAUUAUGGACGCCGUGGGCAGCAAGUACAACAGCAAUAUCACAAUGAAGUACGGCGCCCGCGCGGACGAGGCCACCUCAGCAGCGGCAGCGGCAGCUUCCGCGGCCGCGGCCAUAAUCUCCAUCGAGGAGGUUGACUCAGACUCGCCCCAGCAGCAGCAACAGUCAGCAUCGGAUGAGCAGAAACAAGCGCAUCGCCACUCGCUGCCAUCGUUCCAUCGAUCAGCGAAAACCAAAGAUCCGGAUUCGGUAUCAAUGGCCAGUUCCACGCAUUUCACCAUGGUCAACGGGGUCGGCGGACCCCAGCGGCUGCCCAAGGGUGGAAUCUGCUCCCGAGGGCACCAGAUCACCAUACUGAUCGUGACGAUGAGCAUCGUCUUCAUGGUUGGAAUCUGCGCGGCGGUGUUCUUCCUUGAGAUGCGUGCUAGAGAAAUGCCCAGAUAGAGCGGACGACGCUCCGAGGAAGAACAACGCCAUUAAAACUAAUCACCGAAACCGGACCAACGCAAAACAAAACGCUAUACCUAUAGAUAGAGAGUAGUAUUCAGGAAUCAUUAGGGCUCCUUAAUCAAAUACAACCACAACCGACACACGUGUAGCCAUAUUUGAAUUUAAAAUUAAGCAAACAAAAAAUCAGCGAAGCAUCCAACCUUUGGUCGAAUGUGCGAUGCCUUACCUAGAGUUGUUCUAAGUUAAUAAGCAUUCCUAGUGAAGACAGAAAAAAAACUAACAAUCUUCUGAGCCAAUGUGAGGACCUUAGGCCCAAUUAUCACACUAUUUAUUACAACAUCAAUCUGAAAAUGCCGGAAGCUGUGUUACAACAGGGGAUCGUAAAAUGAUUGAUGAAUCAUAUUUUCGUUCUAUGCAUGAUUGUCCUUCUAAUCCAACCUUUACAUUUAAAAACAUGAAUUACAAAAAAAUAACGU
Messenger RNA from Aedes albopictus (Asian tiger mosquito), 1917 nucleotides. RefSeq lists its product as uncharacterized. The record is from RefSeq and is a predicted model, not a curated record. Bases 32 to 1435 code for a protein of 467 amino acids. Lineage: Eukaryota; Metazoa; Arthropoda; Insecta; Diptera; Culicidae. The transcript has 3 exons.